GAUAGCCGCUGUCUCAGAAGAAUUACGGACCAUCCUAAUCUAGUGGCGGCGAUGGCCACCCGACGCCUCGCCGGCGUCCAACUGGGAUUCAAACGCCGACCAAAGAUAUUUCCUCCAACACCGUCACCAUCAGAAACACUGCCACAAAUCGCCGCCGCCGCCGCCUCCUCCUCCCCCCUCCAUAGAAUAGUCCCUUCCUCGGAACUCUCACCGGUCCGAGACUCCUCCCCCGCCGCCACAGUCACCCCCCUCUCUUCUCUCCUCCCUCUCUCCCUCAACCCCUUCAACGUCGCCGUCGAUCGCAUCACCUCCCGACUCAAACAGCAACAGCACCGCGACGAAGCAGAAAUAGGCGGCGAAGCAGAACCGUUUCUGGAAGCCCACCUCGUCCCUUUCCUCCGCCCCGAAGAUGUCUCUCGCGUCCUCCUCCGCUGUCAAUCCCUCCCCCUCCCCUCUCUCCGCUUCUUCCGCUGGGCUCAGUCCCACCUCCUUCCCCCCGCCCACAGCUUCGCCCUCCUCGCCCACCUUCUCGCCUCCUCCCCCGCCUCCUCUCCCCACACCCUCCCCCUCCUCUCCGAUCUCGUCCGCUACUACCCAGACGACGCCUUCCAAGCCCUCUUAGCCGCCGAAUCCUCCGUCGCCUUCCCCCGCCCAGCCAUCACCUUCGGCUUGCUCGUCAAGGUCUACGCCAGCCUCGGUCGCAUCACCGACGCCAUCAACGCCUGCCGUAGGGCCGCUGCCGCCGGAUUCUCCCCCAACGCCGACGCCUUCAAUUGCCUCCUCCACUCCCUCGCCAAGGCCGGAAGCCACGACCAGUGCUGGAACUUGUAUGGCGAAAUGAGGACCACCGGCGUCCUUCCCAACACGUACACCUUCAACAUACUCAUCCUCUCCCUGUGCCGCGGCAGCGACGGCAGCGCACGCGCCGUCGAGUUCUUGGAUGAGAUGGAAUCGGAAGGGUUCGAUCCCGACAUCGUCACCUACAAUACCCUCAUGGAUGGGUACUGCCGGAAGGGCAUGCUGAGCGACGCCUUCUACCUUUACAGAGUCAUGCAACCGAGGGGGGUUGAACCCGAUCUCAUCUCCUACACCAUCCUGACCAACGGGCUAUGCGGAGAGGGUGAUGUUUUCAAGGCACGGCAGCUGUUCGACGAAAUGCUUCACAGAGGCAUCUGCCCGGAUACCUACUCAUAUAACGUUCUGUUGAACGGGUACUGCAACGGAGGGAAGCUGAGGAAGUCGAGGUUGCUGGUUCAGGAGAUGAUCGCCAGAGGCUUGUCGCCGGACAAUUUCACGGUCGGCAGGAUCGUGGAAACUCAUGUGAAGAGUGGAAGAUUGCUUCCAUGUUUGAACUUGAUUGCCUUGCUCAAGAAAGUGAGGGUUACUAUCCCCUUUGAUGUUCACAAGUGCCUUAUCGACGCUCUGUGCUCGGAGGGCAGGCCGAGCGCGGCAAGGAGUCUGUUGAAACAGAUGCAACUUGAUGGGCAUGAACCUGACACACAGAUGUAUAAUUUGCUCAUCGAUGCAUUUUGCUCAUCAAAUUCAUUGCAAGCAGAAGCAUUCGGUUUGAAGGAUGAGAUGGUUGAAAAAGGUGUUAGCCCUGAUAUCGUUACAUACCGAACUCUUAUUGAAUACCUGUGCAGAUCAAGCAAAACCUUGGAGGCCGAGUGCUUGAUGGAGGAAAUGAUCGAGGGAAGCAUUCGACCAGACUCAACCAUAUGUGCUGCCUUGGUCGGUGGAUGGUGCGAGAUAGGGGAUCUUCACAGAGCAGAAGCAGUUCUGGUGUUCUUCGCCGAAAUGUUUCAGAUUCAUGAGAGCAACAGCUACAACUCCGUCAUGAAAUUGUGUUGCAUGGGAGGAGAUUCAUCCAAAGCAUUUGAGCUUCAAGAUAGGUUGCUGAGAUUAGGGUUCAUACCCGAUGGCGAAACAUGCAGGUGGCUGGUUCAUGGACUAUCAAAAAGUAGAAAUGUUAGCCAGCAUUGUGACCAUAUGCACAAGUGACUGUAAAACUUGGAUGAGUUAGCAAGUUUCAGCUGCGGCAACAGACAGAAGAUUUUGCGAAAAUUGAAUGAAUUGAUGAGGAUCUUGUGUUGCUGGAAAUUCUGACCCCGAAAUACUGCAGCUAAAUGCGCUACAAGGAAUCAAACCAAGCAACUUGGUGAUAUGAAAAGGUUGGAAUUCAUAACUGAUGCAAACUUAGAGCGAGAUGUUCCACCAUAAUUUGAUGAUCAAUUGUAUAAUAAAUUUAUGAGGCUAGAAUAAUCAUAAAAUGUAGUAAAAUACUUAUCACAAUUUGAAAAUUUAUGCAAGCUUAUGAUAUUAAUA
Messenger RNA from Zingiber officinale, 2325 nucleotides. Its product is annotated as pentatricopeptide repeat-containing protein At5g40400-like. NCBI's taxonomy places the organism in Eukaryota, Viridiplantae, Streptophyta, Magnoliopsida, Zingiberales, Zingiberaceae. The transcript has a single exon. The record is from RefSeq and is a predicted model, not a curated record. Bases 52 to 2001 code for a protein of 649 amino acids. Gene Ontology annotation, molecular function: protein binding.